This is a messenger RNA of Metopolophium dirhodum (rose-grain aphid), 2765 nucleotides long. Its product is annotated as ring canal kelch homolog. The record is from RefSeq and is a predicted model, not a curated record. Bases 577 to 2481 code for a protein of 634 amino acids. Gene Ontology annotation, molecular function: protein binding. NCBI's taxonomy places the organism in Eukaryota, Metazoa, Arthropoda, Insecta, Hemiptera, Aphididae. The transcript has 11 exons.
GUUAUUACAUUUUGUAUAAAUUAGUAUAUCUUAAGUCCGUGUCAAUGAUAGUUUUAUCAGCUAGUGCAAGCUCCUUAUCUCUAGCCUUCGUGGGCGGAACUAAUGAACCACAGCUGAUAACCACGAUAGGUUUAUUAGAUAACCGGGGUUUCACGUAGGUCACCAGUUUAAUGUAUUACACGUUACCACGAUUAGAUUACGUAAAUGCCCGCACGACGCAUAAAAUUGUCAAAACUGCCGGUAAAAUUCUUUUGUUACGUAACAAUCUUUCAAAGCUUCAAUCCCGGACUCGAAGCACAAUCUUCGGCCAUUGUUAUAUUCUGUGGCAGUGUUGCACAGCAAAUCUUUUAUCAUACGAUAUCGUAUAUAGUAUUAUCCAUUUUGGUACGGUCAUUACUCUCACUAUUCAAUACUAUUAGACUAGUAGACUUGUUCAUGUUCGCCGAGGAUCAACCAUCAACGUCAGGGUUAUAGGUACCCGCAUCAUUAUUUAUAUCAUCAAAAACACAAUUCAAUAGCAUCGUCCUCGAUUGGUACCAUCACUGAUUUGAAACCACGAUAAAAAAAGGUGUGAGUAUGUUAGAUAAUAUGUCGGUAAACGAAAUGGAUGUCUUACAGACUUCAUCAUAUUGUGAAAGUGAUUUAAAGCAAGUACUGAAAUCCAAUGCAUCUGAACCAACUAAUUUUAGAAAUAGCUAUCACCCUGUUAAAAUACUUGAAGGAUUACAAUCUUUACGCAAAAAUAAAGUUUUAUGUGAUAUUAAAUUGGAAACAGAUGAUGGAACAAUAGUAUUCGGACAUAAAAAUAUUUUAGUAGCAGCUAGCCCAUAUUUUUGUUCAAUGUUUAGUACUUUUAAUGAGAGUGAUAAAGAUAUAGUUAAUAUGAGAGAAUUUGAUUCUCACGUCUUGCAACUAUUAUUAGAUUAUAUAUACACUGGUGAAAUUAUGGUUACAAAGGAAAAUGUACAGGUUUUGUUAUCAGCUGCAAAUAUCCUACAAUUAGACUAUGUAAAAAUUAUAUGUGCUGAGUUCUUACAAACACAACUGGAACCUUCAAAUUGUAUUGGUAUCAAAGCAUUUGCUGAUUUACAUAACUGCACAAAAUUGAUGUCAAGUUCUGAAGCAUUCAUUCAUAAAAAGUUUUUAGAAGUGGUUAAAUGUGAUGAGUUCCUAUAUUUAUCUUGUGAAAAAGUAAUUCAGCUUAUCUCCUGUGAUGACCUUGCUGUUCCAUUUGAAGAAAAAGUAUUUGAAUGUGUUAUUAAUUGGGUAAAAUAUGAUUUGAAUUCGAGAAAAGAUUUUUUGCCAGAAUUAAUGGAACAUAUACGUUUGCCAUUAAUAGCAUCAAAGCCAGAUAUAUUAAAAAAUAUAGCUGAAGAGCCUCUUCUUAAAAAUAAUCCAAAAUGUAAAUGUUAUUUUCAUAAAUACGUUAUCAUUAUAAAUAUAAUAUGUGUUUUAUUUAUUAUUAUUAUACUUUAUUCAGGUAACAAAUUUGUAUUAGAAGCUUCAAGUUUUCAUCUACAAAAGUCAGUUCAGCAUUUCACCAUUUCUCAUUCGGUUCGGUAUAAACCUAGACAGUUUGGUGGCUUAAAAAAAGUCAUUCUUAUGUUCUACUGGUUUGACACAUUUCCAAAGUGUUAUACAGAAUGGUAUGACCCAGCAACCAACAUACGGAGAAGUGCACCAGAAAUGAAUGAUUGUCGUAGGAAAGCGGGUGUAGGGGUCAUAAGAGAUCAAUUUGUUUUUGUUAUAGGAGGAGUGAAUAGCUCAAGUUCUAAAUAUGUUAGUAUGCUUGAUGUAUUUUCACCCUUGCCAUGUUGGAUACCGAUGGUCAACAUGUUGGUUAGUCGAGCCUAUUUAGGAGUUGGUAUAUUAGACGAUAAUAUAUAUGCAGUUGGUGGAUUUAAUGGUUUUGUUCCAGUAAAUAAUGCUGAGGUGUUUGAUAUCAAUAUUCAAAAAUGGAAAAUGAUAGCUAGUAUGACUACUAAUAGAAGCCUUUUUGGUAUUGGUGUACUAAAUGGUCGUUUAUAUGCGGUAGGAGGUUUUGAUGGCUAUGAUAGUUUGAAGUCUGUUGAAAGUUAUGAACCCUCACUUGACACAUGGACACCAGUUGGAGAACUAUCUGUAUGCCGUGAUAGUUUUAGUAUUGGGGUCAUGGACGGAGUUAUGUAUGCUAUCGGUGGCAUUGAUGGAUCUGAGAAUCUUAAAAGUGUCGAGGCGUAUAGACCAAGUGAUGGAGUAUGGUAUUUUAUUGCUGAUAUGCAUUUGUGUCGAAAGAAUUCUGGGGUAGUGGUAUUAGAUGGUUUAUUAUAUGUUAUUGGCGGAGAAUCUGAAGAAUCAGUUGUCAAUACUAUAGAAGUGUACAACCCUAAAACCAAUACCUGGUCCAUGGGAACAUUGCCAAGAAAUGACAUUGAUGUCACUGAUGCCAAAGUUUAUAGUGGAGUAGUCAUUAAUAGACCACCACAUUUUAUUACUAAUUAACAUAUUAUACUAUAAUGUUCUCGUUAUAAUACACAUUAAUUUAUUCUAUACAUUUUUUAAAAUUUCAAUUUAAAGUUCAAUUUAAAGUUUUUUGUUUAAUUUAAUAUUUUAAUUUUGUAUUGUAUUCAAAUUUAAUAAAUACACUAUAAUAUAUUCAGUAGGUAUGUUCAUAACAGUAUAUAAUCAUUUUUAUUUAUUAUAUCAAUUUUUUAUUUUGUGAAUGUUCAAUUUAAAGUUAUUUGUUUAAUUUAAUAUUUUAAUUUUGUAUUGUAUUCAAAUUUAAU